This is a messenger RNA of Misgurnus anguillicaudatus (oriental weatherfish), 8045 nucleotides long. Lineage: Eukaryota; Metazoa; Chordata; Actinopteri; Cypriniformes; Cobitidae. The record is from RefSeq and is a predicted model, not a curated record.
GCGCUCGUCCAAUAGAAAGUCAGUUCAAAUUUUGAAUGUCAAGAGCGAUCGGUUACUCAGUCCGUUUGAAUGCAGUUUAUCUCUGAAUGGAUUAAUAAUGACGGAAGAAUCAGCAGUUAAAGUUUGUGUUAGGGUCAGACCUCUCAUUAAAAGGGAGGAAAGUGAGAGUUCAGAGCCUGUGCAGUUAUUCUGGAGAGCAGACAAACAGAUCAUUCAUCAGCUGGACGACGAUGGAAAUCAAACCAAGAGCUUCAGUUUCGACCGUGUGUUCAGUGCCAACGAGUCCACAGCUCAACUUUACCAGGACAUCGCCAAACCUCUGGUCGUCUCUGCUGUCGAGGGUUAUAAUGGGACAAUAUUUGCUUAUGGCCAAACAUCAUCUGGAAAGACCUUCACCAUGAUGGGUAGUGAACAUAACCCUGGUGUCAUACCUCUCGCCAUGGCCGACGUCUUUAAAACCAUCAAAAAUUGUCCAAAGAAAGAGUUUCUUCUGCGUGUAAGCUACAUGGAAAUAUACAACGAAACGGUCACUGAUUUACUUUGUGAGAGCUGGAAGAGGAAACCUCUGGAAAUCCGUGAAGGAAAUUAUAAAAACGUAUAUGUAGCUGAUCUGACAGAGGAGUUGGUGACAUCACCCGAGCAGGCGCUGUCCUGGAUCACCAAAGGAGAAAAAAACCGCCAUUAUGGAAAAACAAAAAUGAACCAGCGUAGCAGCCGUUCUCAUACAAUUUUCCGCAUGAUUUUGGAAAGCCGAGAGAGAAAUGAUGAAAAUGCCGAUGGUGCCAUUAUAGUGUCACACCUGAAUUUGGUGGAUCUGGCUGGUGCGGAGCGGGCGAGUCAGACUGGAGCAGAAGGGGCACGCUUAAAAGAAGGCUGCAACAUAAACCGCAGUUUGUUCAUACUGGGUCAAGUCAUCAAAAAACUAUCAGAUGAAAGUCAAAAGGGCUUCUUGAAUUACAGAGACAGCAAACUCACCCGAAUCUUACAAAACUCUUUGGGUGGAAAUGCAAAAACUGUCAUCAUUUGCACAGUCACUCCCGUCACUGUUGAUGAGACCAUAAGCACUUUACAGUUUGCUAGUGCAGCCAAACGCAUGAAGAAUGAUCCUCAUGUUACGGAGGUCUCAGAUGAAGGAGCUCUCCUGAAAAGAUAUCGUAAUGAGAUUGUUGAUCUGAAACGACGUCUUCAAGAGGUUUCCUGUGUUACUCAAACGACUGCUACUGAACGUGAGUCACUGUGUCAGCUGCUCCAGGAGAAAGAUCAGCUCCAGAGAGACCAGGAGGACCGAAUCAAGAACUUAACCAAGCUGCUAGUUUCUGCAUCAAACGUUGCUAUAAUCCCCAAGGUUCCUAAACGAAGAGUGACGUGGGCUGGGAAACUACUGAGACCAGCUCAUCUCCUGAAUGAACGUCACAGAUCUACAGAAAUGAGCUUCGCUGAGCCAUACAGCAAGAAGAGACGAGGAGACUUCUCUCUGCCCGAGGAUGGAGAGGAUCUGGAUGAGCUUGACAGCCGCUUUGAGUUUACGGGUAUGGAUGAGCCCGACAUGGAGAUGAGCAACAUCACCGUCCGCAGUUCCUCUGAGGGUGCUAAUAUCUUGGACUCACCUCGAGCGAUUGAGCUGAUGAUGAAGGUGGCGUCUCUAAAGCGUCAGCUGGAGGCCGAGACUCAGAGCAAACUAACAGCUGAAGAGAAAAGCACUGAACAACAGCUGAAGAUCUCUGAAUUGGAGCUGAAGGUGUCAGAGCUGGAGAAAUCUUCUGAAGCCCUCACACAGUCUCAGCACACCUUUAAACAGGCGAACCGAGAUCUGGAGGAUGCCAUUCAAAUCUGUGAGAGAUUAGGGUUUGAGAAGGAUGCUGUUAUUGUGGAGCGAGACCUUGUGAAACACACACUGGAGCUUCUGAACCAAAACCUGGAGAUUGUGAAGGCAGAAAAGGAUUCGCUGAAAAAAGAAAAAGAUGCUCUACAGAAGGAGAUCGAGGAGAGGAGAGAUGCUGAGGAGUUUGAGAAACUUGAACAGGAGAGCAAGAGAGAAUAUGAGAGAGAGUUAGAGGCAGAAAUCAGCAGACUGCAAGAAGCCUCAAAGCAAUCAGAAGACAUCAUCCAGAAACUACAGGCGGAUCUGCUGCUGAUGUCCUCAGAGCUCAAGAAGAAGACAGACCUUACAACUGAACUCCAGACUUUUAGUGACAAGGAUCUUGUAAAGGAAGUGACACAGCUGCGCCGCUCGUUGGACGACGCCGAGUGUCUCAGUUUGGAGACUAAGAAGGAGUGGGCUUUUCUGCGAAGUGAAAACAUUUCUCUGAGAGAGCGAGACGUGACACUGACUGCAGACCAUGAGAAGAUGGAAGUUGAAGUGAAAAGUCUUCAGGAGAAGCUGGAGCAGGAGAAAUCUCGCUUCAGAAAAAUGCAAACAGAUCUUCAGAAAGAACUGAUGGGCGCGUUUGAUGAAAACACCAAACUGACAGCACUCCUGGAUGGAAAGGUCCCAAAAAAUCUGACAGAUAACAUUGUGCUGGAGAAAAGCGUUUCAGAGCUGCGUUUAAAGCUGGAUCAGAGUCAUGAACGAGAGCGAUCUCUGCAGUGCAAGAUUGAUGAGUUAGAAACACUUCCUGUUAAAGUGGAGGAAUUACUGAAACAGGUGUGUGUUCUGACAGAGGAGUUGUGCUCUGUGAAACAAGAGAAAGAAGCGUUGAUGUCCAUUCAGUCCAGAUUAAAUGAAGAUCAAGAGAAACUGGAGUCCGUUCAAGAGCAGCAGCUGAAGAUGGAGAGUGAUUUGAUUGAUGCUCAGCUGAAGGAACAUGAGCUCACUCAACAGCUCACAGAGACAUCACAAGAGCUCCAGAAGAUCCAGACUGAUCUUCAGCACAUCACACAGGAGAACAGUACGCUCCUCACAUCUUUAAAGGAGGUCACACAGAAGUCCAUUCAGUUGGGUGAAGAACUUGAAGGUGUUUGUGCUGAAAGAGAUGAGCUUCGGUCUGAGAAAAUGGAGGGAGUUCAGAAGAAUCCGGAAGAGAUGGAAAAUCUGCGUCUCACUAUCGGCUCGAUAACUGAAGAGAGAGACCAACUGCGGGAGAUGGUACAGGUCCUGAGAGAGGAGAGAGACCAGCUCAAGACUGACAUGGAGGAAAACGUUGAGAUGAUGAUUGAGUCUCAAGCUGAACUCAGAGAUGCUCAGGUGAAGGUGAAAGAACUUCAGGGGAAACUACAAAACCUGGACUCAUCCAGAGUUCAGACGAUUGACCCAUGUGAGCAAAGAAACCAUGAAGAUGGACAACUAGAGAACCUUCAAGAUCAGAUCAGACAGCUGGAGAAGCAGCUCAGCAUUGUAUCUGGUGAGAAUGAGCGUCUGUUGUUGGAGAGAUCUGAGAAUCAUGAAGCGUUGGAGAAGAUUCAGAUGAACAUAUCGUCUUUAACAGAGGAGAAAGAUCGGCUCCAGGAGAGAGUAGAGGAGCUUCAGAGAGACAACCACCAGCUGAAGAAACAUCUGGAGGAGAACAUUGAGAUGGUUGCGACAGAAUCACAGGAACAACAGCAGCAGCAGAGAUCCAGUGAGGAGAUGAUGACUGAACAACAGAUUGAGACACUAAAGAGAGAGCUCGAGACACUGACAGAGGAGAGAAAUCAGCUGACAGUAAAUCUUCAGGAAACAUCUCAACAGGUGUGUGUUCUGACAGAGGAGUUGUGCUCUGUGAAACAAGAGAAAGAAGCGUUGAUGUCCAUUCAGUCCAGAUUAAAUGAAGAUCAAGAGAAACUGGAGUCCGCUCAAGAGCAGCAGCUGAAGAUGGAGAGUGAUUUGAUCGAUGCUCAGCUGAAGGAACAUGAGCUCACUCAACAGCUCACAGAGACAUCACAAGAGCUCCAGAAGAUCCAGACUGAUCUUCAGCACAUCACACAGGAGAACAGUACGCUCCUCACAUCUUUAAAGGAGGUCACACAGAAGUCCAUUCAGUUGGGUGAAGAACUUGAAGGUGUUCGUGCUGAAAGAGAUGAGCUUCGGUCUGAGAGGAUGGAGGGAGUUCAGAAGAAUCCGGAAGAGAUGGAAAAUCUGCGUCUCGCUAUCGGCUCGAUAACUGAAGAGAGAGACCAGCUGCGGGAGAUGGUACAGGUCCUGAGAGAGGAGAGAGACCAGCUCAAAGAAGAUCUGGAGGAGAGCAAUGGCCUGCUUCUACAGGUGCAACAGGAGAACGCAAGUCCACAGCUGCAGUCUGACAUCACACAAGAACUCAAACAGCUGAAGGAGGAACUGGACGCUGUGAAUGAAGAGAAAAAACAGCUGAAGUCUGAUCUACAGGAGAAUGUGGAAAUGAUGAUUGAGAAUCAAGAAGAGUUAAGAGCAGCUCUAGAGAAAGAAAAAGAUCUGCAGAAGACAAUCCUGGAGCUAAAGGCCAAACUCCAGAACUCUGAACUGGAUGAGCUUCACGAGCAGGUAAAGCAGCUGAGAGGCGAGCUGGAGAGCGUUUGUUCUGAGAGAGAGCGUCUGCUGUCUGAGAGGAACCCGAGUUCACUCGAUGAGUCUGACGUGAUGGAGAAGAUGAAGAGCAACAUCACCUCUCUAACAGAGGAGAGAAACCAACUGCAGGAGAUACUGCAAACCCUCAGAGAGGAGACGGAGGAGAUGAAGAGAAACCUGCAGGAGAAACAUGAGAUGAUGUUGCAGUUCAGAGAAGAGCUUCAGUCUGCUGCUGUUGAAAAAGAUCAGCUCUUAUCUGAGAGGACCAGACAUGAAGAAGAGAUGGAGAGCUUGAGAUCUGUAACUGUGGAAAGAGAUCAGCUCCUGGAGACUCUUCAGACGCUUACAGAAGAACGAGAACAGCUUAAGAGAGACCAACAGGAACAAGACCAGAUGCUGGUUGACUUGAGAGAGCAGCUUCAUUUAGCUUCUGCUGAGAGAGACGUCCUUCUCUCAGAGAAAACUAAAAGUGAUCUGGAGAGCAGGACGCUUCUCACCUCCAUCACUGAGGAGAAAGAGCAGCUUCUGGAGAUGCUGCAGAGCAACAGAGAAGAGAAGAACCUGCUGAAGAAAGACCUGGAGGAGAAGGAUGAGCUUAUCCUGGAGCUUCAGUCGACCUGUGCAGAGAAAGAGCAGCUGCUGUCUGAGAGAAGCCGAGAUCAUCAGGAGGAGAUCAGAGCGACUCAGGAGAACAUCUCGACUCUGACCGAGGAGAAAGAUCAGCUUCUGCAAACGCUGAAGAUUAUUCAAGACGAGAGCGAGCAGUUGAAGAGAGAGCAGCUUGAGAAGAGCGAGACGAUUAUGCAGCUGAAACAGCAGCUGAUGUCCACGUGUGCAGAGAGAGAUCAGCUUCUAGAUGAAAAACACAAGUGUGAAACAUCCAGCACCUCCUCUGCUAUGACAUCAUCAUCAUCAUCAUUAUGUGAGGGAGGAGAUCACCUCCAGGAGAUUCUGCAGGGUGUGCGAGAGCUCAUCCAGGGCCAAGGCGAGCUAAAACUGAAGAAACUGAAGAGUCCAACAAACCAGCAGAGCCCUCAGAUUGAGCAGAUUCAAGUUCUCAGUAAAGAGUUGGAGUCUUUGAGAAAUGAGAGGAUGGUCCUGAGGAGAGACCUUCAGGAGGCUGCUGAGAUUUCCAAAACCUAUCAGGAGUUACUUCAUGUUACUAAAGAGGAACUGAAGCAACAGCAGAAAGAGAAUUCAGAUCUCAUCGCCCAGAGUUUGGCUGAGGAGUCUCGACUCCAGUGUCAGUUGACACAGAUGGGUGAAGAUCUUUUGGCUUUGAGGUCUGUAAGAGAUCAACAGGACACAACGAUCCAAAACCUCGAGUCCCAGCUCGCCUCACUCACCAAACACAAGGACGAGCUCCAGGAAACCUUGGAGAGGACACGAGAGGAGAGUGAGCAACUGAGACGUGAUCUUCAACAAAGCCAACUGAUGAGCACGCAGCUGUCUGAGGAGCUGAAGGAGCAGCUGGAGAAUGAGAAGACUCGCACUGAACAGAUCCUUGAGACGUCAAGAGAAGUCAAUGAGGAAAGAGAUCAACUGAGACAACAGCUGGAGGAAAAGAUGAAGCGGCUGACACAUAUUGAGUCACGAGCAGGAGAACUGGAGAAGCAGAAGAUUCUUCUGGAGUCUGAGGUUCAUUCUCUGAGCCAGUCUCUUAAUGAAGUAAACUGCAGUGUAUCUUCUGUAACGGAUCACAGUAAACUGCAGUCCCAGCAGACAUCUUCAGAUAUAAUCGCUGAGAUCAAUUCAUCUGAUGAGAAGCUGCAGAUGGCCGUCAGAAAGCUCCAGAACAUCGUCGAGCAUCCAGUUGAUUGUUUAGCUGACGUGAGCCGUGCCGAAUGGACUCUGAUCUACCAGCUGCUACCAUUUAUCCCAAAAUCUCAGAGAAGAGUCCACGUGGAGCACACCAAGAAAAUUAUGCAACUGAAUCACGCUCUUCUCAGUACUGCGGAGUCGUACAAAAGACUUGCAGAACGCUACAAGACUCGCUUUGAGACGGAGAUGCAGCGUGAUGUGACAUCGUUUGAGGAGAGCAGAAUACAGGACCUUCUCCUCGCGGCUCGUGAUCCAUCACAGUCACUUCAGCACGAUUUCCAGCAGGUCUGGGAUCAGAGAUUGUCACAUCUGUUGGAAAGACGUGGACAGUAUCUGCAGAAACUGGAGAGUGCUUUAAAGGUUUUGGAGGAGAGUUUGGCCCAACACAUGGUGAUUGUGUCAGAGGAACGUCAGAAGAGAUCUCGAGUGAUCGAGGAGCUCAGUCUUCUGCUCAGAUCUCCAGACACCAGCGCUAUCAUUCAGCUGUUCGAGAGAGACGCUCUUCUCCGCACUGAAGCCACCCAGCGUCUGAAAUCUCUUCAUGUGGCUCUGCUGGAUCAAUGUGACGCUGAGCUCGUCCUCCUCAAAUCUGCCUCUGAUAAAUCUGAGGAGCGCUUGAAGGAGCAGAGAAGGGAAACUCUGACUCUACUGCGAACCCAAGAUGACGUCCGUCCCAAAACUGAGGUUGAACUUCUGCAGGACAAUCGUCGUCUGUCCCUUGAGCUUCAGCAGACACAGAGACAGAUGGAGGUGAUUGAGAUGCAGAUGAAGAACUUGAAGGCCCAGGCUGAUGUUUCAAACCAGAAACACCUUCAGGAACUUAAUGUCCAACUCAAAGAGAAGGAAGCUCUCAUUCAGAACCUACAGGCCAAACUGAAAGAGUCGGAGGCACGUGCUAAGCGAGACAUGACACCUGCUGCUGUUGAACUGGAGGCCUUAAAGGACAAACUUGUUAAAAUGGAGCUGGAUCACAUCGCCGUCACCACGACUCAUGAGAAAGAACUGGCACAGAUGAACUCAAUGCUGGAACACAGAGCAGACGUCAUUCGCAAGCUGAAAGAGACGCUCAGGAAAAUCCAACAGGAUGAUGAGCAGUCAUUCGUUGAUGGAGAUGAAUUUGACCUUCAGUUGAUCUCCAACAUGCGAGCGGUCACGUCUCUUAAAGAGAAGAAGGUGGAAGAGCUGCAAAAGAAGAACGCUCAGUUUGAAAGUAUUGUGAGUAAGCAGCAGGACGAGAUUAUGAAGUGGAAGCGUCGGGCGUAUAAGAUGAAGGAGAGUAAGAAAGACGGUCCAUGCACACCAACCAAACAUCAGACGCUGCUCACAGAGACUGAAGUCAAUUCUCCAAAGAGGAUUCUGGACUCUCCUAAGAACAAAUUCUUUGAUAUGCGAUCUUCUGGACCGGUCUCACUAAGCGGUCCAACGCGAUUCUUUGAUAACUCGGCCCUUGGGACUGUUCCAGAGGUGUCGUGUGUGCCAGCUGAACCUGUCAUGGAGUUUACAGACAGUGAUGAUGAGGAUUGUAGCAGCAGUUCAGUUGUGGGUUCUGGUGAAGGUCCAGUUGAAGAUUGGUGGCAGAUUCCCAACGUUUCUCCUUCCAAACCAAACACCAAUCAAUGCCCAACACAGUGAAGACUCCAGAAACACUUCACUUCUCUUCCUAAUGUCAUUCCUGAAUCCUUCAGUAGUGUGGAAUACAGUCGUUCAGUUUACUUGUUUGUUUGUCUUUCUGUAAUGUAAAUAAAGUUUGUUGUUUUAAAUGUGA